Molecule: messenger RNA, 1326 nt
Organism: Diplodia corticola
Lineage: Eukaryota; Fungi; Ascomycota; Dothideomycetes; Botryosphaeriales; Botryosphaeriaceae
Product: retrotransposable element tf2
Exons: 5
Coding region: 1-1326 (441 amino acids)
Source: RefSeq, a predicted model, not a curated record
AUGUCGAGAUACAGUCCCAAAGAGACGGAUGUUUCGGUCCGGCUCCUUCGGGAAGUCCACGGCGACAACGAUCGCCUUAUCAAUUCCCUGAUGCGCAGGACUGAGCCUGCUAAAUCUGGUUCCAUGCCCGAUGGCGGCGAAGAGUCCGUCAACACAUUGCUUAGGAACAAGGAGCACGAGUGGGAGUACGAGAAAGGAGGCAACCCCGGCGUGUUCGAUGCAACGAGUACUCCCAAGCCGCGCUCUGAAAUGUACCGGGAGCUUGGCAAUGAUAUCCGCGCAAUGGUAAACAAGGCGAAGCAGGAUAUCACCCAGAAGAAGAGAGAGAACACUGGGAAAGCCUCCACCACCUCUACGUUGAAAGCCCCGACCAGGGCCAAGAAGGCCAGGGCAUCCGCGUCUCAGGCCAUCAGUGCUGCAGUUCCAACUAGGAGAAGCGCCCGUGUCCAGAGCAUGCAGACCACCAAGUCCAGUACGCACCCUGGCAACCCCGACAGCGCCAAUAGCACGCAAGAGGAGUACCCGCACUCGCUUGUAGCGGGCAUGAAAUUCGCGGUCUUCGGGAACGAAGCGUUCAAAGUCGUGGCGCGAAUUGGGUCUACAUGGCAAGAGCGGGAGAGUGGUUUGGACGAGAGGAGAGAGGGGCGCGUGGUUGAGGACUUGGGGGUCGAUAUAUGGGAUAAGAGGGGCGAGCAGGCGGCGGGGAGGUGGUUUGAGGAGAAUCCUAAGGACGGUAUUGGAAGCAUGAUGAUCGGUAAAAAAGUACGCAUCUUCCUCCUGACCGGCAUGCAUCAGAUGUUUGAUCUUCCGCAAGGUCCAUACGAUACCGGCGACCUCCAGCUCUGUGGGCCAAUAGCGGAUUUCGGCGGACUUGAGGGCCUGCGAAAAGAAAAGAAUCGGCUGGAUCCUGUCAUUCGUCCAGGGAUGGACCUUGCCAUCCGCGAGGACGCCGAUCUCAUUGCGCAGCAUUACAAUUUGCAAACGACCUCGGCCACCGACAAGCUCAAUCUCAAGUUGCUGGCCGCGAGCCAGUACAUUUCCCAAUUUCGAAUGAAAGUCUUUUACCGACCAGGUAAGACUCACCUGGUUCCGGAUGCUCUCAGCAGGCUCAUUGAUGAGUCUGCGGCACCCCCCGAGACGGAGCCCGAGAUCCUCGAUCCAGUAACCGUGUUCUCUGUCACCGUGGUCGAGUUGUCAGAUGAAAUCAAGGCGCGGAUCAAACGGGGUUACCUGACCGACGGCCACUGGAAAAGGACCCGCGAAGUCCUCACGCGGAUCAAGGAAACCGACCGUGCGGAGGUUGAGAGAAAGCGUGGGAAGGAGUAA